AUGUGCUGCUACCCUUCUGCCCCUCCUAUUGUGCCUAUUUCUCCCCGUCUCCCUCCACCCGCGCACCACCAGAAGCAAGGAGCCAACCCAGCAGGCCCCGUCCUCCCGACCGUAAGCCGGCAAAGCUCAGAAGAAGGGAGCCAAGCCAGCAGCCCCGGUCCCCCCGGUGGUGUAGCUGGCGAAGCUCAAGGUGCAGGUGGAGGAGCUGUCGUCGCAACACGCACUGCUGCAUGGCAAGCUGGACUCCCUUCUUGCCGCCGCUGGGGGCGUUGCUGUUCCCGGGGUGAGGAGCGGUUGAAGGCGGCGCAGGAGAGGGUUGACGUGGUGGAGAAGGAACUGGCGGACAACACGGAGGUGCUGCAGCAGCUGCAGGUGGAGGUGGCCAUUGGUGGGGGGAGAGUCACAUCUGAUCCAGCAACAGCAUCUGGUGCAGCAGCAGAAGGCCCGGAGGCAACCACAGCAGCACUUGCCACACCCAACGAGCCUGCAGCAGUGAUGGUCGUUUUAUCCCCAGAUGAGCCUGCUGCAGUCGUCAUUCCCAAACCUAACGAGCCUGCAGUGGUGGUCGUACCAGCACCGAGCGAGCCUGUGGCAGUAGUUGCCCCAGCAGCACCGACUGAUUCCGUACCAGUACGAAACAAACCCGCGUCGGUUGUUUUCCCAGGCCCCUCUGAUGCUCCUGGCCCUGCUGCUGCUACUACUAUUGUACCAGCAGAAGGUGGGGCGGAGAACGCUGCUGCUGCUGUUGCUGCAAUGGGAGGGAAGGGUGGAGGGAAGGAGGGCGAGGAGGAGGCGGAAGGGGAGGGGGAGGAGGGGGAGGAGAAGGAUGAUGCUGACUUGGGUCCUCCAGAGGAUUACCCUGGGAAAGGGGAGCUUGGGGAGGAGGGAGAGGAGGAGGGAAAGGAGGGAGAGGAGGAGGGGAAGGAGGAGGGAGAUGAGGGAGAGAAGGGUGGGAGGAGGAUGGAGGAGAGAGGAAAGAAGGGGAGGUUGAGCAUGUUGGGAAGAAGAGUGUUGGGAUUGCAGGGGAGACAGAGGCGGGAGGUGAGGAGGAGGGUGGGGAAGGGGAUGAGGAGGAAGGAGAGGAGGCGGAGGCAGGGCAGGAAGGGGGAGGAAGGGGAGGAAGGGGAGGAGGGAGAGGAGGGGGAGGAUGAGCCACCAGCAACGCCAGGAGGCAUAGAUGUGGCAGAGGUUCAGCAAUGCGGUUUCGACCUGCCACCAGAGGCUAAGGCAUGGAAGCAGCGCUCUCUUGUGCACAUCACACCCAACCUGCACCUCUUCAGCGACCCUACAAGGACAGCAGUGCUCUGCUUUCAAGGCAACACGGCCAUCCCCCCUACUCAUCCACCCCUUUCGCCUCCCUUAAUACCUCCUCGGAGCACCUCGGCAGUGAGCACCUCGGCAGUGGUGCUGAGAUUUGAAGGCGACACUGAUUUCCCACCCUGUGGCGUCUAUCUCGAAGGCACUGCUGCUCAGCAUUCUCCCUUCCCCUCUCCCACGUCCCCACCUCCCCACUCUCCCCAUCGCUCCCCUCAGAGCACCUCGGCAGCGGUGCUGAGGUUUGAAGGCGACGCUGCCAUUCCUUCUACUCACCCACCCCUCUCCCCAUUCUCCUUUCCCCUGUCCCUCCUCCCCACCUUCCUGCUCCCCUACUCGCCCCCUCCUCAGAACACCUCGGCAGUGGUGCUGAGAUCUCAUCACCUUCGUUCCCCUUUUCCGUCCUUGUGCCCUUUGCAUCCCACUCUUCCCUCCUUCCAUCUUUCCCUCCCGGCCCUCACCCGUCCCCACAUCCCUCACUGUAUGCUCGCUCCUUCAAAAAAUGCAGCAUCUUCUAUAUCUUCCCUGCACCCGUUGUGCCCCACUAUCCCUCCCUUCCCCACAUAUUUCCACACCUCCCUCGCCCCUCCCCACGCCGCUCACCAUGUGCUCUGGCUGGACUACCACCGGGUGGCGGCGGGGGCGGCGAGGUUUGUCCUGUACCGACACAGCAAGAGCCACUGGCUUACGGAGCUGCGGCAGGCAGUGGGGGUAUAUGAGGAGAUGGGGAUGGCGGAGGUGACAGAUAUUGUUGGGGCGGAGAAGGAACAGGAGAAGGUGAGGAUGGCAAAGGGGUG
Molecule: messenger RNA, 2111 nt
Organism: Closterium sp. Naga37s-1
Lineage: Eukaryota; Viridiplantae; Streptophyta; Zygnematophyceae; Desmidiales; Closteriaceae
Source: the annotation of a GenBank genome assembly